Molecule: messenger RNA, 861 nt
Organism: Cladocopium goreaui
Lineage: Eukaryota; Dinophyceae; Suessiales; Symbiodiniaceae
Source: the annotation of a GenBank genome assembly
AUGAAAUUUGCGCUGGGUGUGGAGAUGCUGAUGGAGACUGCUGCCAACUACAGCAACCAUGGCCAGCAUGAGAAGGCCCUAACAACUUUGGCUUCAGCUGAGCAGUUCCUAGAAGCUGCGGGAUAUCCAGACAGCUUGGCAGCUGGUUACUUCAUUCAGCACGGCUCUGCCUUUGCGAAUUUGAAGCGCUUUGGAGAGGCACUGCAGGAAUUUGGCAAAGCCCGUGCCAUUUUCAAGAAACAUGGCGAUUUGCAGAGCCCAGAUGGCAUCACAGUCUCUGGAAAUAUGGCCAUCGCCGCUGCUGCUGUUGGAAGGAGACAGGAUGCCAUGGUGUUUCUUCAUGAGGCUAGCGAAGGUCUAGAUCUCCGGGGCGAUGAGCCUGGCAAGGCCCGCAUUCUCAGCAGCAUGGGUGCAGCUUGCGUUGGCUCAGGCGCAGUCGAAGAAGGACUCUCACACAUGAAGCAAGCUUGGCAGGCGCUUCUGAGGGCCAAGCUGGGUGAUACCCCGGAGGGUGCAAUGCUCCUCUCUCAAAUGGGAUCCAUCCACUACCAGAUGGCUCUCUAUUCCCAGGCCAACAUAAGUUUUGAGCUUGCUCGCGAUCGGUACUUGGUCCAUGGCAAUUUCAUGGAGGCUUUGCGGAUGUGGUAUUUGAGUAUGGUGAGCAACAUCAGAGGCUGGCUCUGGGACACUGAGCAGUCCCUCUACCGCUAACAAGGACUUUAGGAUUGAAAUGUCCUUCAGGGGUGACAAAAUCCAUGUGGCCAAAGUGCCAGUUGGUACACCUUGGAGGCGCGUCCUGGAGAGGUUGGGUUUGCAGGCAAAGUACUGCAGACCAGCGCAGAGCAGGUGCAGUUCUUGGAC